Magnolia sinica is the source of this 860-nucleotide messenger RNA. RefSeq lists its product as uncharacterized. Bases 31 to 717 code for a protein of 228 amino acids. NCBI's taxonomy places the organism in Eukaryota, Viridiplantae, Streptophyta, Magnoliopsida, Magnoliales, Magnoliaceae. The record is from RefSeq and is a predicted model, not a curated record. The transcript has 3 exons.
ACUGCGAGGAAAGCUAUAUUCUCAGAAGUCAUGGGUGACGAACGACAUAGCUGUGUCCGCACGUACGGGUUAGGUCCCUCUCCUUCCGAUAUAUGGGGCACAACAUCCCACAGUGUCCAGUCCCAAGGGAUGACCUCCGAUGCUCAGAAGAUAGAUGAACAAUAUGAGGAAUUGCAUCCUGAAAUAUCUUCCCUAAGAGAAACUAUGGCUGAUAGAGAUGCUCAAAUAUCUUCACUAAGAGAAACUAUGGCUAAUAGAGAUGUUCAAAUAUCUUCACUGAGAGAAACUAUGACAACAUUGAUGGCUGCCAUAACGAAUCCAAGCAUUAAUCUAGCUACAUUAUUAGGUGUUUCAGCUAAUCCCAACUUGAACCAACCCUCCUCAUCAUCAAGCCACUUGGUUCCAACCCCUCAGAGAGACUUGGCGAAUAAGGGGAAUUCUACAAGCUGCACUAAUGUGACUCAAGUUCUUCUUAAGAGUAUUGUAAGGCAUGGGGAUACUGUAGCUAAAGGAACUGUUUUGAGCACGGAUCCAUUGACAAAAGUAGGGGAGCAAAAACUUGGAGUUGGUUUCUGGGAAGUAUCUGUUCAAGUGGCAAUGGUACGUGAUGAGGAUUUGAUAAGGACCCAUGGACGAUAUAAAACAAUUGGGGAUGCAAUUGGAACGAGUAUUGCUUGGCCCACUACUUUAUGUAUGGUUGCAGACAGAAAUGGAUGAUGACUACAUGAGAGAAGUUUUUAUUAAGUAUUUGGAACUGUAAACAUCUUUUGUAAGGGGGGGUAGUAGGGAUCUGUGGUUUCAAACUUUUGGAUUGAGUUAGACACAUCUAAACAGUUUAUUUUUAUCUUAGUUUAAUUAUA